Molecule: messenger RNA, 1187 nt
Organism: Drosophila pseudoobscura
Lineage: Eukaryota; Metazoa; Arthropoda; Insecta; Diptera; Drosophilidae
Gene: Taf8
Product: TBP-associated factor 8
Exons: 4
Coding region: 95-1066 (323 amino acids)
Biological process (GO): transcription initiation at RNA polymerase II promoter
Cellular component (GO): transcription factor TFIID complex
Molecular function (GO): protein heterodimerization activity
Source: RefSeq, a predicted model, not a curated record
CACUGUGCAAUACUAUGCGGAACAGCUGACGCUGCAGAUCAAAGUGUUUGGGAUAUUCAAAAGUGAGCAAAUAAAAGUGAAAUAAUUUUAAGCAAUGGACAAAAUCGAAUCGGUAUCCACACCCAACGUCGACGUUUACCGCCGCCUGCUCGGCAAGGUCAUCUCGCAGCUUCUGCUGGACAAGGGGGCCGGCCAAUGCAGUGCACAGUGCCUGGAGACGCUCACGGAAAUGCUGCAGGCGUUUAUUUCGGAGUUGGGAAACUCGGCGCACAACUACUGCGAGCUCAGUGGGCGCACUAUGGCAACGGUGGGCGAUGUGAGCAUGGCACUCAUCAACAUGGGCCAGAACAUAGGCAGUCUGGAGAGUUACCUUCGCCGUGAACAGCAUGCGCCAAUUCAACUGCCGCCACAGCAGACACAACAGCGCACACUGAGCCUUCUACAGGCCGGCACCAAGGCAUCGCAUCCGCCCUAUGUCCCUAGCUACUUUCCACCCAUGCCAGAUCCGCAUGCCUACAUACGGACACCGACGCACAAGCAGCCGGUGACGGAGUACGAGGCAAUUCGGGAAAAGGCCGCCUGCCAGAAGCGUGACAUUGAGAAGGCCCUGACCAAGUUCUUGUGCAAGACAACUGAAACAAAUAAUCUCUUUCCCACUGAAGACAAUAUGUUUCCAUUAAUUGCGUGCAAUCCUUCGUUGCCGCCCUAUUACGCAGCCCUGAAUCCCACAGAUCAGGUCUUUGAUUUCGAGGAACUGGAGUAUCACUACUUGGUGGCAAAUCGAACAGAAGAUGCGCCUAGCAAAGAGGAUGGCGAUGAGGGUGACAGCGACAACGAAGAUCUCGAGGGAGAGAAAUCUAAGGAGGACAAGCAGGAGCUUGAGAUCAAGCCCAACUCCACAACCAACAAGGCCAUACUUGAGAAUCCGAACAUAGACAAUCCCUAUUUGCGCGCCGCCACCUUGCCCAAGCGCACCAAGCUCACUUCUUCGCCGGCUACAGUCCCACCGACACGCAGUCUGUCCAGAGGACCUUCUACCCUAGCAAUAACCAAAGCUGCUUCCUAAGGGUGCAGCGUGCGCUCUGACUACACAUAAUUUACUAUUCUUAGAUAUAAAAAUUAGAAUAUGAUAGUUCGCGGAAUCAAUCAGGCCUUUUCCGAUUAUUCUAGAUCUAGCUUUCAAAUGC